Molecule: messenger RNA, 2461 nt
Organism: Myxocyprinus asiaticus (Chinese sucker)
Lineage: Eukaryota; Metazoa; Chordata; Actinopteri; Cypriniformes; Catostomidae
Product: protein NDRG3-like
Exons: 14
Coding region: 219-1298 (359 amino acids)
Biological process (GO): signal transduction
Cellular component (GO): cytoplasm
Source: RefSeq, a predicted model, not a curated record
GGAAAAUAUGGUGUUUUAUCUAUCAUUGGGUGUACGAAUCAAUGGGCUUCCCUGUUGUCUUGGUCUUUCCAUCUCAGUCCAUCUUUUUUUUUUUUCUUUUUAUGUGACUGUCCCCUCCCUUACCUCCUAAGCUUCCACCGCCCCUCUCUCUGUGGAGAGUGAGAAGAGGGAACGGGAGAGCGUCUCUUUCUGUGUCUUUCUGUUUUCGUGGAUGAAACAUGACUGCAGUGCUGGACCUCAACCAGGUUUCCUGUGCGGUGAUUGGCAUGGAGCAUGACAUUGAGACUCCUCACGGUGUCCUUCACGUGACUUUGAGAGGGACCCCUAAAGGCAACCGACCGGUCAUUCUCACCUAUCAUGACAUUGGACUCAACCAUAAGUCAUGUUUCAACACGCUCUUUAACUUUGAGGACAUGCAGGAGAUCACCCAGCACUUUGCUGUGGUCCAUGUGGACGCUCCAGGACAGCAAGAAUCUGCCCCUCCUUUCCCCACUGGGUUCCAGUAUCCCACCAUGGAUGAACUUGCCGAGAUGCUACCUUCAGUUAUGACCCAGCUGAAGAUCAGCAGUAUGAUUGGAAUUGGUGUGGGUGCUGGAGCCUAUAUCCUCACUAGACUGGCUUUGAAUGAGCCUGAUCUGGUGGAGGGGUUGGUUCUCAUCAAUGUGGAUCCCUGUGCUAAGGGCUGGAUUGACUGGGCUGCUUCAAAGCUGUCUGGAUGGACCAGUAAUCUCGUGGACAUUGUGAUGGAGCACCAUUUCAGCACGGAAGAGCUGACCGAGAAUACAGAGAUCAUUCAAACAUAUCGCCUGCACAUCGCUCAGGACAUCAACCAGGACAACCUGGCUCUCUUCUGCCAAUCCUACAACAGUCGGCGAGAUCUGGAGAUUGAGAGGCCCAUCCCAGGACUUAAUGAAAAUACAAUCAAAACACUGAAGUGUCCUGCCCUGCUAAUCGUUGGUGACACAUCACCAGCAGUAGAGGCUGUGGUUGAAUGCAACUCAAGGCUAAACCCAACCAAGACUACUCUGCUCAAGAUGGCAGAUUGUGGUGGACUUCCCCCAGUUGUCCAACCGGGUAAACUUGCAGAGGCUUUCAAGUACUUUGUCCAGGGAAUGGGCUACAUGCCCACUGCUAGUAUGACCCGUUUGGCACGGUCUCGCACCCACUCUGCUUCCAGUAUGAGCUCAGCAGAUGGCUCUCGCAGCCGCGCACAUACCAGCUCACAGAUGGAGGGCGCCACUGGCGGCUCCAUCCACGACAACCAGACCAGACCACAAACCAUGGAGGUCUCCUGCUAAAGCAUCCAGAACCACCAUCUUUGGGAUUGUUCUAAUGAAGGGAUGCAAUGUUUGACUUGUAAUCCAUGUAUUUAAAAUGUUACUAUAUUUACCACUGCAUGGACACACACUAAUAUUUUGCUGUUGUUUUUACCUUGAUCUUGAUUGGCUCACUAUUCUAUUACUCCAUUCUUUUAUAUUUGUGUCGUCUUUUGGAGAAAGCGGUUAGUUUUUCAGUCUCUAUGCUUCUCGUGUAUAUAUUUUGCUGAAGUCUGUUCUAUAUUAAACAUUAUUCAGAAGGUCUUUUUUCCCUUUUCUCGCUCUCUAAAGUCUUCCUUGCCCCUUGUGUUUUUACUAUAGAGACGACCAAACUACUUCUCCUACGUGUCAUAUAUUUAUCUUUUUGUACUUCAUUUUCUGAACUGAUUUCUUUCUCUUUUAGUGUGUUUCUGCUGGUCUUGAUUAUCAUUUGGCAGUGGCUACUAUUACGUUCAUUUUAAUUUAUGGCUCUAUUAUUGUAUUAUUUCUAGAACAAGAGCUACUAACUAGCAUGUCCCUAUUUAAAAUGUAACAUAGGAAUUCUUAUUAUUAUUGCUUAUGUUUAGAUCUUUCUUAGAAAGGUUUUACAACUGCUAAUUCAGAACGGUUACAUUUUGAUCAGUCUGGAGAGCUGUAUUAAGUUUUAUACCAGAAGCCCCUUUCUAGCAAAGAGUUCCACUUAAAACGCACUACACCAUCUGUGUUUGGCAAUUUCAUAUAUCAGCUACAGAUACAAGCAGAUAUCCCAAUAACUGCAACUAAGAUCUAUAGCUCAAAGAACACUUAUAUUUACCAUAGAGAGCAGUGUCUUUCAGAUAUAAAAAGCAAAAAUGCAAACUACAUUAACUAGCAAAUCUAUAGGCAUACAAUUUUGCCAUUUUUCCAUUCCCUCUGUACAGUGGAAAUCCUUAAAACCUCAGAUUAUUUUGAAUACUCUGCUACUUUCUGGAGCUUUAUUGUUAUUGGUCUUUAUUCUUAUUUCAAUAAGUGGCAGUUCUGUUGAUUGCUGAUUUGUACCGCUGCCUUUAGUGAGUUUGUAAUGCAUUAAGUUUUGCCCUCCUAGCAUUUAGGGGGCGUUGUACUGCAUACUGUCUGCUGAGUAUAUAAAUUUGUACGAAUAUUGAAAUAAAGUAGUUGUACAUAAA